AUGGACUUCACGAUCGACGACCUCUCGACCUACUUGCCCGUGCGCUAUCCGUUCUACAACUUCACCUCGGGCACCUACGGCCCGCUCCAGAAGUCCACCAGAUGGAUCUCCAACAUCGGCUCCAACAACGUGCCUGACGCGGUGAUGAGCGACAUGGCCGCGUUCUACACGCCCGGCUGGGGCUUCAUCGACCCGUUCUACAAGUCCGACGCAGCCGGCAUGUAUCCCAACUCGGGCAACUACGGCAUCGAGUACCGCAUCGAGGGCACGAUCACGAAUGUGGGCUCCAAGACGCGCAAUGUGACGUUCAACAUUCAAGUGCCGACCAACUGCCCGCUGCUGUCGAUCGCCUACGAGACCAGGCCCGGCGUGUGGGCGGCGGACUACGUCACCUCCGCCAGCGUCGUGGUCACCUAUCUCUCCAUCGCCGUCCCUGCCACCAACCUACCGGUGGCCUACAGUGCCAAGUACGUGGUGGGCGGUCCUGCCUGUGGUAACCUGGCCAACUGGGUCCAGGUCCUCUCUUGA
Molecule: messenger RNA, 528 nt
Organism: Acanthamoeba castellanii str. Neff
Lineage: Eukaryota; Discosea; Longamoebia; Acanthamoebidae
Exons: 4
Coding region: 1-528 (175 amino acids)
Source: RefSeq, a predicted model, not a curated record